CCCCUGCUCCGUCCCCGCCGGCCAGCGCGGUGCAGCGAGCGCCCUGGGGCAGCCCCGCUCUCCUGGUCCCGGGGGAGGAGGGGGUUGUAUGGCGGUAGUCACCGGGCGUGUUGCAGACUAAGCAGUCGCGGGCUGCCGGGCCCAUCCCGUUUCUGUAGCCGAAGCCCAAAGGCGGCUGGAAAGUCCGAUGACGCACAGAGGCUUAAAAAUGCGUUUUGCUGCAAAUGCAAACAUUCCCUUCUGCUGAGCCGGCACGUUCCGGGCUGCCAGGGCCUGCCGGCGGGAGAGGUGCUGUGUGUGCAGAGAGGUGACCUGCAACAGGUCCAGGCUGGAAGCUCAGCGUACCAUCUGCAGGGCUUGGAAAUCAGCAUGCCUGGGGUGUGCCGUGCUAGGACGGUGCAGGCAGUCGUAGGGUUGGCAACAGCCCCUUGUUACAAGGGAAUGUCCCUUAUUUCUUCAUUUCUGUGCAACAAUAUCAGGCGUUGCUGAGUGCAGCAAAAAUCAGCACGAAAUCCCCCUGGUCAGUGUGGAACAAUGGCCACAGAAGAGCAGCACUGGCCAGUUCCAAUGAAGGCCAUUGGAGCACAGAACCUACUGACAAUGCCUGGAGGGGUUACUAAGUCAGGAUACCUGCACAAAAAAGGAGGCACCCAGCUGCAGAUCCUAAAAUGGCCACUGAGAUUUGUGAUUAUCCAUGAGGGAUGUAUUUACUAUUUUAAAACUAGCACAUCUGCAUCUCCACAGGGUGCUUUCUCUUUAAAUGGCUAUAACAGGGUUAUGCGGGCAGCUGAGGAGACAACAUCAAACAAUGUGUUUCCUUUCAAAUUAGUUCAUAUUAGCAAGAAGCACAGGACCUGGUUUUUUUCUGCCUCCUCUGAAGAUGAAAGAAAGAACUGGAUGGCUUCACUGAGGCGUGAAAUAGAUCACUACCAUGACAAGAAGGAAACAGUAACAGAUUUAAGUGACUCUGGUUCUGACGCAGACAGUUUCUAUGGCUCAGUAGAACGCCCUAUAAAUAUCAAUUACUCUCAUUCAACGGAAAAUGAAGAUUAUGAACAGGAAGACGAUGAAGAAUCUUACUUACAGCCAGAUUCUACAGAUUUUGGGAGGCCAGAUGACAAUAUGAUCCUCCCACCAGCCUACCCACCACCUCCAGUCCCUCCCAUCAGGAAAAUGGCUUAUUUAGAGACAAGGCCACGCUCCUUCACAGGCCAGCCUACUGGGCCUAUACUUCCUCCACCACCUCCUAAAAGAAGCUUACCUGAUAUAAAACAAGAGGACCUCUUCAAUACAAGGGGAGAAUCCCAGGUUCACUGCAGAGCCGAGUCAAAUUCAAAAAUACAGUCAUCAAGUCGUAGAAUAAAUGAUCUACCGCCACCGGUGCCCCCUAUGCCUCAUCUGAAAAAGCCUGCCUGCAUCAAAGAAAGCUGUUUGCCAUCAGCAGAGAUUCGACCUCUAGCCCAUAUACUAACUGCCAGUGAAGGAUGUGAGAGGCUAAAACAAUUGAACCUUUCUCCACGGCCCCCGCCUCCAUUACCAAGCUACAAACCCAAGCUGUCGGAAUUAACUGAGAAGCCAGUGGAGGCCAGAGCACCAAAACAAUAUGGUAAACCUGGACUGUUCGUGCCACAAGUGCUGCCUAAACCACCUGUACCUGUUUCCAAAUCUAUACCAGAGAAAUCUUUGCUUCCUCAAUUACAGAGAUCUCCACCAGAUGGGCAAAGUUUCCGGGGCUUCUCUUUUGAGAAACCAGCAUUACCUUCAAAGCAAAACAAGUCUGAUGAAGAUUCUGAUGAAGAUUAUGAAAAAGUUGAGCUGCCUAAUUCAAUAUUUGUCCAGACCUAUGAAUCCACUGAAGUAGAAAGGAUGUUCAAAGCUAUCAAUCCAAGAGGACAUCCACAAAAUGGAUUAUAUUGCAUUAGGAAUUCAUCUACCAAGCCUGGAAAGGUAUUAGUUGUAUGGGAUGAAUCUGCUGAGAAAGUGAGAAACUACAGAAUCUUUGAAAAGGAUUCAAAGUUUUACUUGGACUCAGAAACCAUGUUCUGGAACAUUGGAAGUUUGGUUGAGUACUACUGCACCCAUGUCUUACCCAGCCAUGACAGCUUGAUUCUUAAAUGUCCUUAUGGUUACAGUGGACCAAGGUGACAUGACCUGCAAAAUUAACUCUCUUUAAGAUCAAAUAUACUGUGGAAAAAUGGGCACUCCGAGGGAUAGUAGUUUUUCCCACUAGGAAUUCCCAUGCCACUGGGUUUGAUUUCCUGAACUUUGCACACAAAGACUGUUUCUGCCAUUUGUUCUCCCACUGCCUACAGACUUGCAUUUAAGCAUCUCUUUGAUAAGUCCUUCCAAACUGGACCACUGGAUUUCAGAUCCUCAUUACAACUCUUUCUGUGAAAGGGGCUGAUCUGGUUAUGCUGUAAAAGUAUUACAAGACGUGCCCUUUGAGGAACUGCUGCUGCUACUUUCCUAAUCAUAUUGAUAUGAAGUUGGAGGAAGGACCUGGCCAAAGAGGCAUUGAGAACAUAACUAUUUGGAAAGGAGAACUUUUGAAAGAAAAGCACUGUCCAUUUGUGACAGGGAAUACUAAUUUUCUGACUCGGGUAUUGCUCCUUGAGUCGCAACCGGUGCUUGACUGAGAUUUUGUUAUAGUUUAUAAUUAAUCUGUAAAUAACAAGGAUGCUUAUGGCAAUAACGUGGUUCAAUGUGGAUACAGAAAGUGAGCCUUGUAAGCCCAUGUCUUACAGAAGGCCCUUCUCUAACUCCUGCAGUCAGCUUCCCACUGCCUGCACGGGUAUGCUCAGUUCUGAUGGUGGGUAUGGAAUUUUACAUAUUUCUUACUGAUAACUCCUCUGGACAAUUGUGGACCAUUAUUAAGUUUGCACCACUGGAAACCCUAUUGGCUAGUUCUCAAUUGGAAAGAUAGGUGCUAUAAAAUAACUUUUAAAUGAAUGUAUGAAAUUAAGAAGGAGGGUAUGGGCUGAAGUGGAGAAUAAUUUGCAGAAUAACCCAGACCGAGAUUUACAGACUUCUCCCAUAUCAACAUCAAAGACAAUAGGAAAAAUGGUAAAUAAUACAUAAAAGUCCCAUUAAAUCACUUGGAUGAAGUUGUCAGCACAUCAAAUUUUGUAUCUGUAAAGUACCAUUAUACUUUGUGAAAAUCAUACAUUGUCCUUUCUAUUGGUUUUAACAUGGCUGUUCAGUUUAGAAUCCUUGUAUACAAUAACAUAUUUUAUUACUAAUGAUCCCAAACCUACAAUACUCUUUGCCAGUUAAGAUGAAACUGCAGCAUUAACAGCCCUAUUAAUAAUAGGUGUAUAUAAUUCUUGUUGACGUAUGUUUGUAUGAUUUUAGAAAAAUCCUAAAGCCCAGGUCAUUUCCGCAUAACUGACUUUUGUAGGGUAUGUUGUUUAACCAGAGGGAAGAGAAAAACACCUACUUUAAUGUCCUGUAUUUCUUAACUUUUGUGUCUCGAGUACUGUAAUUAUUGUGCUCAAACUCUGUAAAAGGAGAAUAGAAAUAAUUUAAAUUUGUACGAUAAAGUUUCUGAAUCCAGACUGGUGAAUAAUCCCUCCUGCAUUUAGCUUUUAUAUCUUUAUGAACACCAAGUUUUCUAUGACACUGUAUUUAAUAUAUUUCAUGCAUUUAACAAAAGUGUUACAUGAUUUUCUAUUUAUAAAAAUAAUAAAAAGGGAGCCACAUUAGCUAUUACCUGUGAUUGAAUUGUCCUGUAGUAAAAAGAAAUGUGAUCUUUGCACUAGACUUGGAGCCAGAAUACUUGGAUUUUGACAUAGUGUAUGGUUUUAGGUAAAUGACAAACUCUGUACCGACCUUAAAGGAGUGUUGUGAGAAUAAACUAAAGUGCUUGGAAAAUGUAAAGCGCUAUGCAAACAUUUGAUAUCUUUUACUAGGUUAAUAUUUGUGAAGUUUUAAUUGGAAUCAUCUGUGUUUCUCUGCUUCUUCUCUAAUAUGAAGAGCAGAGUGUGAAGCACGCUGUCAAGCAUUUGCAAAAAAAAUAAUUAGAGCUGUUUCUAUUCUUUCGAGAGAACUAACCUAAGGAGAGAGGAUUGCUCAGAGGUCAUCCAGGAAAUUCUUAUUACUUUCAAUAACCAACUUUUUUUUAAAAUAGAUUUUAAUCAAAUGAAUUCUUCCGGGUCUGGAAACAAAUGACUGGCUCAUACCAAACCAUUGUUACUUACUUACAAUAUACUUCCAGGAAGAGGGCAGUUGAAUUCUACUAGCAUUUUGUUUAUUUUCUCAUAGAACUAACAUUAUUCAUUACAAAUGCCUUAAACUAAAAAAGUAUUUGCAUAAUCUAGUAUAAUAAAAUUACAUAACACUGUUUUGUAUACUAUGUGAAAUUUGCACACAUGUAAAUAUUCAUUUUCUAUGAAUUACUGUUAGUUUCCUUGUGACAAAUCUAUGAAUGUAUACAUUUCUGAGGUAAAUAAAUGUUAAGGUGAACUCAUGCCAACUGUGU
Pelodiscus sinensis (Chinese soft-shelled turtle) is the source of this 4477-nucleotide messenger RNA. It is a transcript of the gene SH3BP2, whose product is annotated as SH3 domain binding protein 2. Lineage: Eukaryota; Metazoa; Chordata; Testudines; Trionychidae. Gene Ontology annotation, molecular function: SH3 domain binding. Gene Ontology annotation, biological process: signal transduction. The record is from RefSeq and is a predicted model, not a curated record.